Messenger RNA from Anopheles marshallii, 757 nucleotides. It is a transcript of the gene Aps, whose product is annotated as diphosphoinositol polyphosphate phosphohydrolase 1. The coding region runs from base 74 to 757 and encodes 227 amino acids. Gene Ontology annotation, molecular function: endopolyphosphatase activity; bis(5'-adenosyl)-pentaphosphatase activity; diphosphoinositol-polyphosphate diphosphatase activity. Gene Ontology annotation, cellular component: nucleus; cytoplasm. The transcript has 3 exons. Lineage: Eukaryota; Metazoa; Arthropoda; Insecta; Diptera; Culicidae. The record is from RefSeq and is a predicted model, not a curated record. Gene Ontology annotation, biological process: diphosphoinositol polyphosphate metabolic process; adenosine 5'-(hexahydrogen pentaphosphate) catabolic process; diadenosine hexaphosphate catabolic process.
CAACUAUCAUAUCCUCCCGGACACGUAUUUGAUUUGCUUUUACACAUUACCUCGCACAGUACAACAGGGCAAGAUGGUGAAGGAAAAACCAAACUCGAUACGCAUCUACGAUAAGGACGGAUACCGUCGUCGCGCGGCAUGUAUUUGCGUACGAUCGGAGGCUGAGGCGGAAGUUCUGUUGGUCACAUCGUCAAGACGACCGGAGUUGUGGAUCGUUCCAGGUGGUGGCGUUGAACCGGAAGAGGAAGCAUCAUUAACUGCAACACGAGAGGUACUGGAAGAGGCUGGAGUGAUGGGCCAGCUUGGCCGCUGUCUUGGCGUGUUUGAGAACACCGAACACAUGCACCGUACCGAGGUGUUCGUAAUGGUUGUCACCCAGGAGCUGGACGAAUGGGAAGAUUCGAAAACGAUCGGCCGAAAGCGACAGUGGUUCUCGAUCGAGGAGGCCCUCUCGCAGUUGGCGCUGCACAAACCGACCCAGCGCCAUUACCUGCAGCAGUUGCGCCACUCGAAGCACCGGACAUACUCAUCGUCCGACCCACCGCCAAUUAUAUCCGAACAUGAUAAUGACGACUUUACGAGCGAACCCGAAACGAACAAUUGCACGCCGUCGGAAGAGAAUGUCGGCGACAAGGAUACGACCGAAUCGACACCGACGACACCACCCGCCUGCAACACUAUGACAAACGAUGGCGAUGGUGCACCUGAGGAAGCUGCGAAUGAACCGGUAUCGCCACCACCGACUCCAACUACUUAA